GGGCGCGAGCAGAGCGCACUUGUGUGUAGACGGGGAUCGUCCACACUUUGCACGCUGACUGAAGUUUUGGUUCAAGUUUAACUUCCAGAGUCUCCACUUUCCGGCUGGUGGAUCAUGUUCAGCGAAGAGAAAAGGGAAGACGUAAAAUAAAUCAUAAUAAAAAAGUCGGACUGGAUGUGACUCACACAAACUAUGCUCCUGAAUGUGACUCCUGAGUGAUAAACCGUGCGCUCCUCCGGGCUGUGGUGGAUGUAGGGUUGAGUCGGAAACCCACAACAUUUGUGCAACAGUUUCUUUCGGAGGAUCUAAUUCCUAAUCGUUGUGAUGGAGAGCCACAUGCUGCUGACAUGGACCCUGAUGUGUUUGCUCCUGCGACCAGUGGCGACCCAGAACCCCGCACCUGAAGGAGUGCUGAAUUGCUGCGAGGGUGAUGUCCUCUUCCUGGUGGAUUCCUCUGGGAGUGUGUCUUCCUACGAGCACUCCCGCAUGCUCCACUUCCUGUCUGAGCUCCUCCUCCCUUUCUCACUGGGGGAGGACCAGGUGAGGGUGGGACUUCUGCAGGUGGGCACUCAACCACGCAUUGAGUUUGGCUUUGACACCUUUGGCACCCAACGUGGCCUCCAGGAGGCUUUGAAGAACAUCAAACCCCUCAGAGGAGAUACAAACACUGUGGAGGCUCUGAGAAUGGCGAAGGAGUCGGUGCUGAGACCCGGAACAGCGAGCGGAGCCAGAGUAGGACUCCCACGAGUGCUGGUGUGGAUGACAGAUGGGGUAAAACCAGGGGAUGUGGUUGGACCAAUGGCUAGUCUGCAGGAGGAGGGUGUGGCUGUGCUGGUGGUCUCCACUGGGCACGGCAACUAUCAGGUGUUGAGACAGGUGGUGAGUCCACCUGUGGAAAAUCACCUUUACUUUGUGGACAUUGAUGAUAUGAGUAUCAUCACAGAGGACCUGCGGGAUGCCAUCAUUGAAAUAAUCCGAGCUGAGCGAAUCAACGUACGCGAUGUCUCCACCAACUCUGCCACACUCCAGUGGCGCCCUGUUCUGUCCGGUUUGCAGGGCUACUACGAGAUCCGCUUCGGUCCAGUUGCGACGGGGGGAACAGGAAGUAGCGGAGGAAGUGGGACUGGGACCAGUCCAAGCACGGGUGGUAGUCAUUACCAGAGAUUUGUCCAGGCUGCUGACUCCAGCAAUGCGAGACUAACAGGCCUGAAGCCUGACACCACCUACACAGCCACGCUGACCCCAGAGUCCAAUGAACAAGCAUUCAACACACUCUCUGUCACCUUCACAACACAGCCAGAGGUGCUGAGUCCGUCUACAGUAACCAUCUCCGAGUCUGGAGAAACCAGCGUUCGGGUGAGUUGGGGUCCUCUCCAGCCAGAAGUUGCAAGUUACUACAUCGAAUACUCGGCCCUACCCAGUGGGAAACUCCAUGCCAUCACAGUGGCCAGAACCCAAAACUCCACUCUACUCAGAGACCUCCAACCAGACACCACUUACCUGGUCACCGUUACUGCCCGGCAUGCCUCGGGCAAGGAGAAAGCCAUGUCUGUCAAAGUGUGUACUCAGGAAGUGACUCCUGCCCUGGAGGACCUCCAGCUGACCACAGUGGGGAGUAACUCAGUACAGGUGGACUGGAAGGGCAGCGUGCCUGGUCUGAGGGGCUACUGGGUCACCUGGGAGGGGCAGCACAGCUCUGACCCUGGCCACCGCUCCUCCUUCUAUUUGCCACCUGACUCUUUGUCAACACGCCUCACACACGUUCCCCCAUCAGCCAGAGUGUGUGUGUCACCCAUUUACAAGACGUCCCGCGGCGAGGGGCUGUGUUGUACGGCACAGUUUCAUUCAGAUGCAUUUGCAUAUGGCUACCAAUCAUAGCACCCUUGAACUGCCAGCGCACCUUACCAAACAUGGAGGGCUGAUGGCGAGAAGAAUGCUGACUUUCGUCCAUGACUCUUUUCCACGCCUCUCCCCUCUGUGGACAUUAUCCAGGAGAGAUGCGUGGUUUGGCUUACUGAGCACUCACUCGUGGAAGCCAAAGAUGCGUACUUCAGCACGCUCUGGGACAAUAUGGCUGCAUGUUGACUGCUAUAAUCUGCAACACAGAGGACUUACUUUUCCAUUUAUGUCAUCUAAUCUGGUUUACAUCUGUAGUCAGUGUAAUAUGCUUCUGUCUAAAGAUGCAAGUUUAGUAUUAAGAUAUGUCUUUAGUCUGUUUUGUGUAUAUAUAGCAGAACAUGCUGGGACUGUUGGAGAUCUUAUGUGGUUUGUUGUGAAGAAAGUCUGCUCCAUAUGUCUGCAAUCUGCAUUUCUCCCCCACCAAGUCCUGCUAAUGCUCAGAGAACAUCUGAUUUACAUUUAGAAAAAAAAAAAUAUAUAUAUAUAUAUAUAUAUAUAUAUAUACAUAUAUAUCUGACUUUAAUGACCUCUCAUUUUUAGUACAUGCUUGAUUGAGAGGCAUGUGUGUGCACACAGGAGACUUCAGCAUAUGGGUUCACAAAAGUAGAAUCUUCAGGAUUACUUUGAACAUUCUAGAAAUUCCAAACAGACCAGCCACAUGCCCUGAACUGAAGGAGAUGCUGCAUAUAAUACAGAUGCGAGUAAGUGAAACUAGUAUUGCAAUGGUCUCUGGACAUAGAUCCAUCAUUCAUAUUUAUUAAGUAAGAAUCAUGCAAUUAUGAGAAUUAAUAGCAAACAGUUUUUACAGACAUACUGUUUACAUUUUCAGACUGUUACCUUUUUUUUAAGCAAGUCUUUGCUGCCCUCUACUGAAAUGAUCCUCACAGGCUUGUACAUCUGAUCUUUCACUGUUUAUCCUCUCAGAGUAAAUGUGUUGUUUGUUGACCACUAUUGAAACUUAACAAGAGCUUAAAAUAAAGUCCUUUAAUAAUUUUGUCUAUACA
Molecule: messenger RNA, 2903 nt
Organism: Solea solea (common sole)
Lineage: Eukaryota; Metazoa; Chordata; Actinopteri; Pleuronectiformes; Soleidae
Gene: vwa1
Product: von Willebrand factor A domain containing 1
Exons: 6
Coding region: 325-1878 (517 amino acids)
Molecular function (GO): protein binding
Source: RefSeq, a predicted model, not a curated record